Phialemonium atrogriseum is the source of this 780-nucleotide messenger RNA. RefSeq lists its product as uncharacterized. The record is from RefSeq and is a predicted model, not a curated record. The transcript is spliced from 3 exons. Lineage: Eukaryota; Fungi; Ascomycota; Sordariomycetes; Cephalothecales; Cephalothecaceae. Bases 203 to 631 code for a protein of 142 amino acids.
CCCAAUUCUAUCUUGAGCAAACCGCUCUCGGUUUGGCUUUCUUGUAUUGCUUAGGUGCCAGAGGUGCAGCACGCAAUACCGCGAAUGUGUCACAUGUCAAGCCACAGUGCCACAGCGAGAGUAACAAGCAACUUUUGCAACACACACGGCCAGGGCAGCUCGAUCAACUCUUACAACCAGCGUCAAGUCCUAGGUAUGCAAUAUGUCGACCCCCAACCUGAUAGCAGUUUUCAGGAAGAUGCCCAAGGAACUUUUCCGAGUCAACAAUGGCCGCCAGGUCAAGCUGCGGACGUGGACGCCAAAACGACACGUCUAUGACAUCUUUGUGAAGAAUGGACGUGUCGAACCAAAGGCUCUCGACCCGUCGACUUAUGCGGCCCCGAAUGGCGCAUCGAUGCGGCCAAAUUCACCGUACCAGCAAUCGCUGGUCAACUGGCGAUUCAGGGGCGACGACAUGGUUGUGUAUUCGGUCCCCGAAGACCUCGACGCAAAGAUCACACAGUUCAUGAUGACCAACGCCAGGGCAUUUACCACGGAUCAGUGGCUUGAGGCGUAUCCAGAAGCGACCGAGGAGUCCAAUUUCCCAAAUACGGAGCGGGGCCAGUCGAGAGGGAAGACGCAGCAGCGAUAGAUACCCGACACUUUGCGGGAAUGCCGCCGUUUAUUUAGCUCAUCUCCACUCCGCCAGGAAUGCCCAGCCGCGUUCUACAGCGAGCCGUUCCCCGGUUCCAGGGAGUUGGCCCCACCAAAACCCCCCCACCCUCGGCAUCACAGGGAAAA